Epinephelus fuscoguttatus (brown-marbled grouper) is the source of this 6037-nucleotide messenger RNA. It is a transcript of the gene rnf38, whose product is annotated as ring finger protein 38. The transcript is spliced from 13 exons. Lineage: Eukaryota; Metazoa; Chordata; Actinopteri; Perciformes; Serranidae. The coding region runs from base 211 to 2463 and encodes 750 amino acids. The record is from RefSeq and is a predicted model, not a curated record.
UCACAUUUCACGCUGACACCAAGCGAACACUGGGCGCAUACACACACAUUCGCAUACACUCACACGCUGGGCUCACCAUAUUAUCGACAGAUCCGAGUCAGGAGUACAGUCGAGGAGAGCACAUUGAAGUGGCUAAAGAGCUUCUUCUGUGAGAGGAAACCGGAGGAAAAACGCAGAAAAAGAGAAACAGAGGAAAUCCCCCGAAAGGAAAUGCCAAUCGCAGCCGCUGGACAGCCAACGACUCAGGAGCCUAGAGUGUGCCCCCGGCUGCCCUCCACCCCGGAGCCUGUCCCUAAAGGGGCUGAUUUAUUCGACGAGGCGGGGGCGGCGGAGUCGGCGGAGCGAACAGAGUACGGGGGCGCGGAGGGGGGCAGAGGACUCGGGGGCUAUAGUUACAGCCAGAGCGGCGCUAGGGGCUUUGUACAGCCCGGAUCCACCAACGGCUCUCCGCCACAGUCCCCAGCCGCGUCCUCCUCUUUUCUCUUCCAUCCACUUCACCACCCCCACCAAAUGGCCAUGGAGCCCCCAAGGACUCGAUCGCGUUCUCGGUCUGGAUAUUACCAGCAGUACGGUGGUGGGAAUGGGAAUGGAAUUACCGGCAGCGGAGUCAUGGGAUCUAACCAUCACCACCACCACCUCCACCAUCAGCAGCAGCAACUACAUCCACAGCAGCAGCACGGUGCCGGUUGCGCACCGCUUGGAGCUCACAGCAACCACCCGGAGAACCAGCCUCGAGCCCCAGGAAGUAACGCCUCUUCCGGCAUUCAGAGGCUGCCUUCGGUUCCCGGAGCGCACCGCAUCCCGGCGGCAGGAGCCUCUGGCGGGUCCUACCACUGCCACCCCGAUCAUGCAUACGGAGAGGAGAGCGAUAAGAGUGAGGAAAGCCCCAGUCCAAAGCGCCAGAGGCUGUCCAGUCAGUCUGUCUUGGAACAGCUAACCUCAUCCGCCCCCCCACCAUCCACUCCAUCUCCCCCAAUCCGCCCCUGGGAGUCAGGACCCCCAAGUCGGAGACAACCGCACCCCCACACACACUACCACCAGGAGAGAUGCCUCACUCCUGCUCGGCACAGACGCAGCCCGCCAGCAAGGCGACAGCGCGGCCGUCUCUCCAGACCCACCCGUCACUUGCCUCCCCAUCACCACCCCUCCACCCAAGGCCCCGCACCUCGUCUGUCACCGUCAGAGCACCAGGAUGAAAACUACCACCACAACCUCCAUCCCUCCACACACCAGACAUACCCAACCCACACGCCCAGCGCCUAUGGCCAGCCUCCCACAACCGGAGGUGCGGGCGCAAGUUUGGAGGAGCCCCGAGCUUUCCACCCUCCCACCUUGUCGCCGCGACUACUGCACCCGGCUGCUCACCACCACCACCACCCCCAUCAUCAUCAUCACCAUCAUCAUCAUCAGCAACAGCAUCACGCAACGCAACAACAGCAAGGAGCCAUGGUCAUGGACUUACAUGAACAGCUGCAGCAGGCCAGUGUACCAGUCUCCUACACAGUGACCCCAGUCCCUCCACACGGUCUCGCAGCACCUUUGUGUAGUGGCCAGCACCUUCCCCCUACCUGUUCUUCACAACAACAAGUCCCCGCCUGCAGUGUGGUCUUCAGCACUGGACAACACUACCACCCGAUGCUACCGGCGUGUUCAAUGCAACAUUUGCCGGUGCCGUAUGCCUUUCCCUCGCUGCUGUCCAGUGACCCUCAGUUCCUGCUUCCACAUCCACCCCACCUCUCCCACCACCCACCCCAUCUCCCCACACCUGGACAGUUCCUGCCUUUCCAGACGCAGCAGCCACGAUCGCCCUUACAAAGGAUCGAAAAUGAGGUUGAGCUUCUAGGAGAGCAGCUUUCAGUGGGUGGAGGCUUCAGCUACGCCCACCAUCACCACCACCAUCACCACCAGCCUCCCUCCACUCUGCCGCCCUCCACCCCCCUCCAGUUCCUUUCACACCAUGACCCCCUGUCGCAGGAGCUCUUUACAGUGCCCUAUCCCCACUUUAUGCCUCGACGAUUCACAAGCCGGCGAUACCGCUCUCAGCAGGCUGUACCACCAUCACCAUACCACCCCAGCUUCCUGCCUUACUUCCUGUCCAUGCUUCCUAUGCCCCCAAAUGUGGCCCCUACUAUCAACCUAGAGCUGGAUGUAGACGACGGAGAGGUGGAGAACUAUGAGGCCCUUUUGAACCUCGCAGAACGUCUAGGAGAGGCCAAGCCCCGUGGUCUUACUAAGGCAGAUAUAGAACAGCUUCCAUCAUACAGGUUCAACUCCAACAACCAUCAGUCUGAGCAAACACUGUGUGUGGUAUGUAUGUGUGACUUUGAGUCUCGCCAGCUCCUGAGGGUCUUGCCGUGUAAUCACGAGUUCCACGCCAAGUGUGUAGACAAGUGGCUCAAGGCUAACCGAACCUGCCCUAUCUGUCGAGCCGAUGCCUCUGAGGUCCAGCGGGAUUCCGAGUGACCUCAUAUCAACACCCUGAAUCCCCGACUCCCCUUCUUGGAUGCACCAACCAAUCAAUGAACUUCUCUCCCUCUGUCGUAUGCCUCCGUUCACACAUUCUGCCACAUAACUGGGACCAGUGCUCCUAUUUUCUUUCACUCUUUAUCCCCCAGGACACUGAACAGUAACUCUCACCUGGGAUCAGCAACUUUCUACUGACUCGUGCUCACUUUAUCGCUGGACUUCCUAGGCCUUCUGUUUGGACUAUUACGCCCCUACUACUCUGCCUUCUGCUCAUGGUUACCCCUUACUAAGAAUUGCCUUUGAAACACAUACACUCAGUGUCAUGUGCAGGUGGACAUAUAUAUAUAUAUAUAUAUAUAUAUAUAUAUAUAUAUAUAUAUAUAUAUAUAUAUAUAUAUAUAUGUAUGUGUAUUUUUUUUAAACUCGUUAUGAGCCCUUGACAGAAAGAAAGACUGUCUUUGAAAAACGUCUGUAUAGUUGUACUAACAAACAUUUAGGGAGAAUUGGCAGUCCAAAGAUUAUAAUAAUUCCAUUGUUAUUGUUCUGGUUAUGAUUAAGCAUUCACAUCUUGGCUUGCAGAGACUGUCAUUUUUUACUAAACCCAUUAUAAUUGCAGUUGAACAGUAUCAGUCCAUUUUAAUAUCUUUAUGUGUAUUCUUGCAUUCCUUGGCGUGAGAGCAGUCUGUAUGGGGUGAAACAAAGAUACUGUACACUGUGUAUCAAAGAGUGAGCGACUUUGGAACAGUGAAAAAUAGACUUUAUUUUCUCUAUAUGUGUGUCUGUGUGCAAGUGUGUGCCAGUGUGUGUCCUUGGGCUUGUGUGUGUGCGCGUAUGUGUGCGUGUGUGUUACUCCUCCUGUGGUAUUUAUACAGUUCAUGUGGUACAGUGCAUUGACUUCCUUAAUCCUGUUUUUUCCACUCUACUUCAGAUAGAUUUAGACUCACUGGAAGCUGAGGGUAACUUCAGACCUUUUAUAGCCGAGAUCUGUUCAAAAAUCAAAGUUUAAAAUCAGAGUGUAGGACCAGGAACACCUCCACGGAAGUUAACAAUGCUUUUAUGUCAUGUUUCUUUCUUUUUCUUUCUAAGCCACGCAUCAUUGACACACUUCGAAUCCCAUCACUUCAUGUCUGGCCAUCUGCAUUGUUUUUGUCCCAUAUGAGUAAAGGAAACAGAUAGGGACUAUUUUUCUUUAUUUCAGCACAUCCACCAAGCUCUCCCUCAAGACACAUUUAUGUGAAUAUAGUUGGAUCUUACAGGGCUGACAAGGUGGAUGCAAAACAUUCAUGAAAACUGUCACCGAAAUACUCACACAUGCUCAGUUUACUAGCUUUCUUACGGGAAUGAGGCCUUUGAAAACACGCAUCUAUAUCUGUCUUAUAUCUGCACCCAUACAGCGUUUUGUCGGUGUUGGUAGAUAUACAUGCAAUGAUUUCUCCAUCAUUGACAGGGAACAAGUUUGAAGAGACUUAAAAGGUCACAGCUAAAUCUACUGUUUCAGCAGAUGGUGGAUGUGACACUUCAGCACUUUAAUACGUAGAUUUAAGACCUACACGCUCUUUUCAUUCUGAACAAACCACUGAUCAGUUUCCCACAGUCCAUGUUUGUAUGAGAACAAACAUUCAAACGCAUUAAAUACAUGUAUGUUCUCCACAAUGACUUCCAGCACCUACAGUAUCCCAGUAUGUCAGUUCCUUUAUAUUCUCACUGCACAUCUGUCUAUUUUUCAGAGUUUUUGGGGCUCAGUUUCUUCACAGUUCUGUAUUUCUGUAAGGCCCAUGUCAGCAUGUGAUAAUGUAACUCAGAGAUGUUCACCUCAUGCAAAGAGCAGGCUUCAAAUGUAAACAUGGCCGCAAGCAGCAGUCCUGGGUUCAGCAGCAGCUCAGUUGCCAAAAGCAAAGCCACAAGUAGCAGUGAAUGGGUUUCAGGCUUCAAAAAAACUGAGCAAAGUCACUUUGGCUGGCCUAAUUUUCAUUAGUUUCUCACACAGUCGUUUCAUUGUUACAAUGUAAGCAACACUUAAAUAAUUGCACACUUAAAGCCCCACCUUUGCUCUGCCUUUAUUGGAUGUGAAUGAACCUUUGGAUGCUUGUUCAGGAUGUAGUGCCGGAUGUCUCCACUGAGUUUAAUCGGGAUUCCCCCAACACAGCUUGACUUAUGGCCAAUUUCCUGCUAAGCCCUGCCCUUUGCGAAGACUUUUUGAUGGAUGGCGGCCAUGUUUUUGACAGAUCUUGCUCAUUUGUAACAGAAUUGUGUCGCUCCGUCCUGCAAUGCUGGAUACCAAAUUUGUAUUGAUACUGUCAAAUUUUAAAAAGUAGAUCUCGCAUUGCUGUUUUUCCCUUGUGCAAAUUAGCAACAACUCCGUCAUGGUCGCCUUUAUUGUCCGAGAGGCUUUUUGUUGAGCACAUUGAGGUGUAGAAGUUAUUCAGACUUAGGUAGUGUGGGGUGUGGUCUUUAAAAAUGUUAAAAUAUGGGUCCGCCAUCAAGCUGAUUUGGAUCAAAUUUGAUGUGAAGCACUGGGACAUCGUUUCCACCAUUGGUGCCAAAUUUUGUGUCUCUAGCUUGUUCCAGCUCACAGCAAAUUGAGCAGCACCACGAAAAAAAAAAAGACUAACAGGCCAUGCCCACAUGCAAGUAUCAAAAUGACAGGUCAGAUCCUUGUUAAUACUUGUCCCCACAGUAUGUGCACAAAAUUUGGUGAAAUUCUGUCCCUUGGGUUUUGAGGUACACAGUUCUUGCAUUUGUGGCACCCUCUAUGGGUUGGGCUCGUAAUGCCUGGGUAGGCCUCUUCCCCAACACAUACUGAAGAUAUCCACCAAGAUUUAUGGUGAUGAGUUAUGGCCAAUAUCCUGCUCAUCCCUGCCCUUUGCAAAGACAUUUUGAUUGGUGUGUCCUGUGCUACUAUGAAUACUAAAUUUUCUGACACAAAAUUACAGUGAUGCUAAUUUUAUUUUAACCAUUAAACAUGGGCAGAGUAAAGUAGAUAUCACUUCACAGUGAAAUGAAACAUGUUCAGGAACAUAUACAGACAUUUAUUGACCAUUAAAAAUAGUUUCAUCACAAACUACACUCUCCCAUCUCAUCACAUGUGACAAUACAUUACCUUACCUUCAUCUUUGCCUCCACAUGUUGACGUCUGGUACGCUCUCCGGCAGUCAUCAAAGUACCAGGCAACAAAAACUGCACAAAUACUGUAUUGUAUACCAGGACCAACAAUGAUGUAAGAAGUGUUAAUUAUCUCUGGCUUAAAAUACAUUUAACGUCCACUCGAGGGGUGUGUCCAAGUGUACGUCCUGCUGGUGCAACCAAUCCACUUAAGGAACCACUUUUGUGGGCUAUGUGUGACACGUUCACUAUUUCUCUACUGCUUCCCACAGGCUCUGGUAAACAUUUAGGUGUUCAGAGUCAUCCUUUAUUUUUUGGCCUCAGGGUGGUGCUAGGGAAAGGUAAUAAAGUAUUUUAUAUCAGCUGUUUGUUUUUUUUUUUCUCACAGAAGUACAUGACUUUCUCAAUGAAUUACCAGAUUUUUUUUUUUUUUUUUUUUUAAUGAACUGUAUUAUUCUCAUAUGCGUUU